AAUGAGACUUAUUCAAGUGGCAGGCAUGCAUUAGUGUGUCUUUAACUGUGUUUCAUUAGCUUGGGACCACUAACAUAUUGCAAGUCACAAUUACAACAACUUUGGUUUUGCUUGCGGUUUUAGGCUUUUAGCUCAGUCUCCACCACACAAACAAGGAAAAGAAAAUCCAAACAAAAGAAAUAGAUGAAUAAGCAAUUUCUCCCAUGCAUUUAGAAACCACAUCAUCAUCACUAUAUCAUCAAUGGCACUUAGCCUCAAAUUCCUUCCAUUAUCAUCAAUGAUCUCCACUUCACCUCAUAACAAACUAUCACUAACCAAUUUUCCUUAUUCUGCACCUCAUCAGCAGCAACCAAAGAGCAGCAGUACUAACCCUUCUCCUCCAUCACAACAACUCGCUCCAAUUCAUACUCUUCGCUUUCGCUUAUCAUAUAGAUAUCAUUACCAAGAUGAAGAUGAAGAUGAAGAUGGUUUCAGCUUUAACGAAGCAGUUGCUCUCUUCAACAAAAUGGAAUACUAUAAGUGCCAUGACUUUCUUGAAGCUCUAUGGAUCAAAGCUGAAGACCCUACCAGAACACUUAUUCAUGGUAUUCUGCAAUGCGCUGUCGGAUUUCAUCAUCUCUUUAACCAGAACCAUAAAGGAGCAAUGAUGGAGUUGGGAGAAGGACUGUGUAAGCUUAGGAAGAUUGAUUUUGAGAGUGGACCUUUUCAUCAGUUUGAGCAGGAAAUUUCUGCUGUUCUCCAAUUUAUUUAUCAAACUCAGAUUGAACUUGCUGCUUGCAGUGACGAUUUAUGCGUAGCCAUGGAUCAAACAGAGAGGUCAUACCAGCUUCUUGGGGGUUAUGCUGCUGGGCAGCUUUGUUACAGUCUAGAAAAUGACCCAGUGGAUGAUGGUAUGAAUAUUGUAUUCUGUCCUCCCAGGCCUUAUAACUCUGGUGACCCACCCAGAGUAAAGCUUCCCAUCCUGAAGGCUGCAGAAGAACAUCUUAUGGCUCUUAACACAUAAUAUAUACAUACAUUCUUCACCCCACCUCAAUUUUCUUUUUUCUUUUUUCUUUUUUCAGAUAAGAGACUAGGCUCCAAAUCCAUGAAUCUCAUUUGUAAUCAUUAUGCACUAUCUUUCUCUUCUUUUUUCUUUUUUUAGAAAUAUACUGUCAGAUGGGUUUCGAACUCCUUUAUCUAAAUGUUCUCAUUGCAACACAUGAUAUGAUUUGCAUUAACUUAUCAA
Ricinus communis (castor bean) is the source of this 1225-nucleotide messenger RNA. RefSeq lists its product as uncharacterized. NCBI's taxonomy places the organism in Eukaryota, Viridiplantae, Streptophyta, Magnoliopsida, Malpighiales, Euphorbiaceae. Bases 242 to 1003 code for a protein of 253 amino acids. The record is from RefSeq and is a predicted model, not a curated record. The transcript has 3 exons.